AUGGAUGAUAUGGAGGGAGAGUAUGGCGAUGAUGAUCAAAUGGAUUAUGGAGAUCAAAAUCAUCAAGGCUACAUGGGAGGCGGAGGUAUGGAAGAUGAACAACAGCCCUACUUUAGUGAAGAUGAUGAAAUCAAGCAUCAAGAAGAUGUUUGGCCAGUCAUUACCGCCUUCUUUGACCAAAAGGGAGGACUUGUAAGACAACAACUUGACUCCUUCAACGCCUUUAUUCAACAAACCAUUCAGGAAUUAGUCGAUGGUACACCCGAGAUUAUUCUUGCAAGUAAUCAGAGUGUAAAGUUUGGACAAAAGAGAGAUUCUCAACAAAAUCAACCACAAUUCAAGUAUCAUAUCAAGUUUGGACAAAUUUACCUCUCAAGACCAACCCUCGAUACAACAAAAUCUGAACAGUCAACAUCCGACACCUACUCAUCGAUUUAUCCUAAUGACGCUCGUCUCAGAAACUUGACGUAUUCAAGUCCAUUGUAUGUAGAUAUCAAAGAGAAGAAGAUUUCACUCCGUCCAGGUUCUAGUGCCACACUGUAUCAGGCAAAUAAUUUAGAAGAGGACAAUGAAGAUUUCACAGUGAGGGUCAAGGAUUAUGAAAAAGUACCAAUAGGCUCUAUUCCCAUCAUGCUUAGAAGUGUGUAUUGUAUGUUAAGUGAAGUUCAAGACGUAACAGACGUGGGCGAAUGUCCAUUCGACUCUGGUGGUUACUUUAUUAUCAACGGAGGUGAAAAAGUAAUUAUUGCGCAAGAGCGUAUGGCAACCAACCAUGUCUAUGUUUUCAAAAAGGCCAUGAGCAAGUUCAGUUAUGUAGCAGAGAUUCGUUCGUCACAAGAAGGAGGUUACAGAGCACCAAGUGGCUUCUUCAUUAAGAUGGAACCUAAGCACGGAAGUAGAAAGGGAGGUAUUGGAGGACUCAUUCACGCCACCAUUCCAUACAUUAGGCAAGAUAUUCCAAUUGUCAUUUUGUUUAGAGCUUUGGGUUGUGUGGCUGACAAGGAAAUUAUCAAACAUAUUAUCUAUAAUUUAAAUGAUGGACAAAUGAUGGAAUUGCUUCGACCUUCUCUCGAAGAAGCUGUUGCUAUUCAAUCCGACACUGUUGCUCUCGACUACAUUGGUAAGAGAGGUAAUACAGUUGGUACUGUCCAAGAAAAGCGUAUUAAUCAUGCUGAGGAAAUUUUGCAAAAAGAAAUGCUUCCACACGUCGGUAUUGGUGACACCUCCUAUGACCGUAAGGCUUACUUUAUUGGAUACAUGGUUCACCGUUUAUUAUUGGGAGCACUAGGAAGAAGACCACUCGAUGAUCGUGAUCACUAUGGUAACAAACGUUUGGAAUUGGCUGGAGGACUUUUACAAGGUCUAUUCUUGCAAUUGUUUAAGAAAGUUGUCAAAGAGGUCGAGUCUCAAUUGAAGAAGACCAUGUUGAGAUCAACUGAUAUUGAUGUUGCAUCUGUUGUCAAUAAGAGAACUAUUACUAAGGGUUUGCAAUAUUCUCUCGCUACCGGAAACUGGGGUGUACAAGGUUCCAGAGACAUUCGUGCUGGUGUUGCUCAAGUGCUCAAUCGUUUGACCUAUACUUCCACAUUGUCUCACUUGCGUCGAUUGAACACUCCAAUCGAGAGAUCUGGAAAGCAAGCAGCUCCUAGACAAUUGCACAAUACUCAAUGGGGUGUUAUUUGUCCAGCUGAAACUCCAGAAGGAGGUGCUUGUGGUUUGGUGAAGAAUCUUGCCAUGAUGUCUUACAUUACAGUCGGUGCUGACAAGUCAACUAUUUCUAAAAUGUUGGACGAGUUGGGUAUUCACAAAUUGCACGAAUUGGAUGAGUCAGACUUGAACAAGUACACUAAGGUAUUUUUGAACGGUGUGUGGAUGGGUGUUCACCCUACUCCAGAUGACUUGGUCAAAUACAUGAGAGACUUAAGACGAAAUGGUACUAUACACAUGGAAGUGAGUAUUGUUCGUGAUGUGAGAGAAAAGGAAGUUCGAAUUUGGUGUGACAGCGGUCGUUGUGCUCGACCAUUGUUCAUUGUUGAUCGUGAGAAUACCACUCUCUACAUUAAGAACCACCACGUUCAAUCUCUUCGUGAACAGAAUAUGACUUGGGACAACCUGCUCGAACAAGGUCUCGUUGAACUCGUCGAUACAGAGGAGGAAGAGUCCAUCAUGAUUGCCAUGGAUUUUAGAGAAUUGUUGGACUUUAGAACCCAAGCUCAAGAAGGAAAAUCUAAGAAAAUUAGUCAGCUCACGUACACACAUGCUGAAAUUCACCCAAGUAUGAUUCUCGGUAUUCUCGGAUCGAUUAUUCCAUUCCCUGACCAUAACCAAUCCCCUCGUAACACGUAUCAAUCUGCGAUGGGUAAGCAAGCCAUGGGUGUCUAUAUCACCAACUUCCAACAACGUAUGGACACUUUGGCUCACGUGUUGUAUUAUCCCCAAAGACCUCUCGUCACUACUCAACCUAUGGAAUAUUUACGUUUCGGUGAAUUGCCUGCUGGUCAAAACGCUGUAGUUGCCAUUGCCACCUACUCUGGUUACAACCAAGAAGACUCUGUCAUUAUGAACCAAAGUGCCAUUGACCGUGGUUUGUUCCGUUCUGUCUUUUAUCGUACCUACAGUGACCACGAACGAAGAAAGGGAACGAUUGUUGUUGAAAAUAUUGAAAAACCAAAACGUGAUACCACUGCUGGUAUGAAAACAAGUACCUACGACAAGUUGGAAGAUGACGGUAUCAUUGCUCCAGGUACUAGAGUUUCUGGUUCUGAUGUCAUUAUUGGUAAAACUGUGCCAAUUCCAGAAGAGUCAUCCAAACAAAAGACCAGUCGUCAAACUAGGCUUGACAUGAGUACACCAUUGAGAAGCAAUGAAAAUGGUAUUGUAGACACUGUCAUUGUAACCACAGACUCUGAGGGAUUCAAGUUUGUUAAAGUUAAAGUCAGAGUGGUAAGAAUUCCACAAAUCGGUGACAAGUUCUCCUCUCGUCACGGUCAAAAAGGUACCUGUGGUAUUACAUACAGACAAGAAGAUUUACCUUUCACCCGAGAAGGUAUUGUGCCUGACAUUAUUGUCAACCCGCAUGCCAUUCCUUCUCGUAUGACCAUUGGUCAGCUCAUUGAAUGUUUGUUGGGUAAAGUCAGCUCCUUGUCUGCAAGUGAAGGUGAUGCCACUCCUUUCACAGACGCCAACGUGAAUUUCUUCUCUGAAAUGCUUCACUCCUAUGGUUAUCAGAAACGUGCCAACGAAGUCAUGUUCAAUGGCCACACAGGUAGAAAGCUGGAAGCUCAAAUCUUUAUUGGACCAACCUAUUACCAACGUUUGAAGCACAUGGUCGACGAUAAGAUUCACUCUCGUGCAAGAGGUCCACUCCAAAAUUUAACAAGACAACCCGUGGAAGGACGUGCUAGAGAUGGUGGUCUUCGUUUCGGAGAAAUGGAACGUGACUGUAUGAUUUCACACGGAUCUGCUGCAUGGUUGAAAGAACGUCUGUUCCAAGUUUCUGAUGAAUAUCGAGUUCACAUUUGCAAUGUUUGCGGUAUGAUGGCAACAGCAAAUCUCAAACAGUCCAUUUUCAAGUGUGAUGCUUGUGACAACAAGACCAACUUUUCACAAGUCUUCAUACCUUAUGCGUUCAAGUUAAUGAUUCAAGAAUUGAUGGCAAUGAAUUUGGCUGUAAGAAUUAUCACAACAACAGAAUAA
Molecule: messenger RNA, 3696 nt
Organism: Naegleria lovaniensis
Lineage: Eukaryota; Heterolobosea; Eutetramitea; Acrasida; Naegleriidae
Exons: 1
Coding region: 1-3696 (1231 amino acids)
Biological process (GO): DNA-templated transcription
Cellular component (GO): RNA polymerase II, core complex
Molecular function (GO): ribonucleoside binding; DNA binding; DNA-directed RNA polymerase activity
Source: RefSeq, a predicted model, not a curated record